CUUAUGUCGCAUUCAUUAUUGUUAUUCAAAACAAUACACACUUUGUUUACUCUUUUUACGACAAAAACAUACUUUAUUCAAAUUCAAAGGCGAAAAUAAGUUGAGAAUAUGGAACCAUGUGAAUUGGAAUUUAUUGGAGAGAAUGAAACGAUUGGAAUCAUACCGAAUUUCACCGAUGAGGCCAUUCAUUUGAUAUCGGGUUCGAUUGGACCAUUUCGUGCUGGAAUGCCGGUACAUGUUCCAUUGUGGUUAGCAAUCCAUUUGCGAAAACAACAAAAGUGUCGCAUUGUACCGCCUGUUUGGAUGGACAAAGAUAUCUUAGAAGAGAUCAAAGAAGCCGAAAAACGAAUGAAAAUAUUCACGAAAAUGCCGAGUGAACACUACAUGAUCGAAGCUCAGUUGAUUCUAAAGUGUGCCGCUGAAGAUGUGGCACAUUCGGAGCAAAUUCGAACGGCAAUCAAAGAUAUAAUUGACAUCAGAGCGGCUAAAUUACGAACGUCAAUGGAUGAUUUCAUGAAAGGCGACGGUACCUAUGCCAAAUUGGAUAAUUUAACAGUGUUUGAGAUACAUUCGGUGCGACCACUCUUACCAUAUUCCUUGGAUCUGAUUGAUCGUCUUAGUCGAAAGAUGAACGAACGCGGUGGUCAUCACUCAUCUCAUUUCAAUUCCACAGCAAAUUUUUCACUCAAUUCACAUUCGAACAUUUAAGCAUUAACCAAAUCAAUUUCCUUUUAUUAUGGAUAAUUUGUAUAAACAUUUUGAGCUUUUUUAAUUGUUACAAUACAAACAUAUACAUUUAAAA
This is a messenger RNA of Contarinia nasturtii (swede midge), 802 nucleotides long. It is a transcript of the gene Psf2, whose product is annotated as probable DNA replication complex GINS protein PSF2. NCBI's taxonomy places the organism in Eukaryota, Metazoa, Arthropoda, Insecta, Diptera, Cecidomyiidae. Gene Ontology annotation, biological process: double-strand break repair via break-induced replication; DNA replication. Gene Ontology annotation, cellular component: nucleus; GINS complex. The transcript has 3 exons. Bases 109 to 708 code for a protein of 199 amino acids. The record is from RefSeq and is a predicted model, not a curated record.